AUGGCUACACCUGUCGUGCUUGAUGAAGAUACAUAUACUGAAGCUAUCAGUUUGAUUAUUGAAAGAGAUUUCUUUCCAGUGCUUGCGAAACUGAAAGCAACACAACAAUAUCAUGCAGCAGUAGAAAAUGGAUCACUCGCUGAUUUAACAGAAGCACAAGCUGCUCUUCAAAAGCUGAAUCAACCAGCGUCAACCAUACCCGAUCGAAAUCACAAAGUCCUUAAUUUUUAUGUAGAAGACGAGUCUGACAUUCGAAAAAGAGUCAACUUAAAUCUAAGUCUGGACCAAUUUCAGACCCUUUAUACCAGUGAAGACAAUGCCUCUUUUAAAGAAAUUUUGGAUAAAGCGAAUGAAAAAGUACGACUCAAUAACAAAUGGUUCUUUGACCGAGAAUCCAAUCGAUUCACCAUAACCAACGGAGAAGAAGGCAGUAAGCCCAAACUGAUUGAAGCCAAUGAGAAAGCACCAGCAGGCUGGAAGUACCAAGCACGAAAUGCAUUAAUGUAUUAUCCACAAGGGGAAAGCAAAUCAUGGAUCCAUGACGACAAAGACGCAAGAGGAGCACCGAAAUCCAUCUCUUAUGAAAAUACUCAUAUUCCAGAUGAUUCGCUUUCGUUCAGCAAAGACAACACAGCAUCAGCUCCUUCCGACACCGCAGUAAAAAGAGGGACCUUCACACCUUGGAGUCAGUUAAAUCGUAAAAGCAAUGAUGAAGAAGGGGAGGGGUCGACCACACCCCAUAUACGAGGAUAUAACCUAGUGCCUUCUACACCAGCACUGAGUCCAUCGCGCGCUGGCACACCGGAUAUGACGUGGGGCUCUAUCGAGGGUACACCCUUAUUGAUCAACAACGGAUCUCAAACACCCGCCCCCCAAUUUUCACUGCCAAAGAUAUCCAGAAGAGAAGAAUUAGGUAUGAAACUGUCUGAAAAGGCGUCGAAAGCAUAUCGAAAGAAGACAAACGAACAGCAACGAUUGUUGAAAAAUAGUGGGGGAACACCACGAUUAGGAGCUGGCAUGAAAUCUCCUGCUGCACAACAUUUACUAAGAAUGAGUUCAGUGUCAUCACCACUGGCGCGCUCUGGAUUUGGUCAAGCACUAAGGAAUUCUUACAGAGGAAAUACAAGUACGCUGUCGAAAGGAUUCAAAUCACCUUAUUUGGGUGUCAAUAGUCCUAGCGCGUUACGACGAGCAGGGAAAACCCCAACACCUUUGUUUCGUGCAGGAGCAACCGCCGGAGCAACACCAAAGGCAAGCCUUCGGAAAUCAACACAGAAUGAUCCCAAAGACUAG
Mycotypha africana is the source of this 1293-nucleotide messenger RNA. RefSeq names its product nuclear protein Es2-domain-containing protein. NCBI's taxonomy places the organism in Eukaryota, Fungi, Mucoromycota, Mucoromycetes, Mucorales, Mycotyphaceae. Gene Ontology annotation, cellular component: catalytic step 2 spliceosome. The record is from RefSeq and is a predicted model, not a curated record. The transcript is spliced from 3 exons. Bases 1 to 1293 code for a protein of 430 amino acids.